UUCGAUCGCAUCCCAACACACUUUCUCGUCGAGCUAACCUCACUGGAUGAGUUGGCGUUUCCGGCGAAUUCAACGAAACGGGUCAAGUACACAUGUGUGGCGAGCACCUCAAAAUGUCUGUGCCUUGGAACUUCCACUGGAUCUGUGUACAUCUUCUCGAGAUAUGCAGCAAAAUCCAGGUCUAGAACUAGUUCACCAGUUCCUGUGCAGGUUUUCACGACGAGAGAUGGACAGAUUAGUACGAUAUCGGUAAGCGCAUCUGAAGAGCUAAUGGCUAUUGGCGGAGACAGUGGACGUGUUUCGAUUGCUCAGCUUAAUAAUGGUCAACCUCCAACACUGAUCUAUUCGACACCCGGAGACGCUCGUUCUCCGGAUAGAGUUAUGGCUUUGGCGUGGUCUCCGGAUAUGAAAACUGUGUAUUCUGGACACUCUUCUGGAUCACUACACUGUCAUCGGCUGAAUAAUCGCAGCGUUUUUCGAGCCGCCCAUCAGAAGUUGACGAAAUUCGAUGGGGAGAUUGUACAGUUGGACACACUGCAGGGACAUGUUUUGGUCGCCACAUCGCUCUCCGCCCAUUUAUACCACGUGGAUUCUGGAACGAUUCAACAAGUGGGAAAGAAAGUUCGAACGUCUCCAUCGCCUCUCGGCGCCUGCUACAUUCAAGAUUCAGAAGGUGGAAGCGCGUUUAUUGUCGCUGCAAGACCCAAUGGACGACUUUGGGAAGCGAAUUUGGUUGGAGUGGUUUAUAAAACCCACCAGUAUCGUCAAUCCGGACAUAUUCCUCGAGCUCCGCCCAUCUCCUACCGUAACCCAUUCCCCACGGACUACACGGAAUUCGAUGGACUUCACCCCGAUAAUCAAGACGUCUCCCUCCACAAAAUCCACGUCAUCCGAGUGGAAAAUGGACGUUUUCUCAUCGUAUCCACCUGCGGAUCCCGAAUAUGUAUCGUUGAAAUGGAGACGUCGAAAUGUAUACUGUCUUCUGAAUUGGAUUUUGAAAUUCUGGAUGUUUCCACAUGCGGAAACGAUGUUUUUGUGCUGUUGGCUGAUUCGAAGGGAUUGAGGAAGUUCAGUGUGUUCGAGAGGGAGAAAUGUGUGGAAAAGUUGAAUUUGAAGGGAUUUUUUGGACAGGUUGGUGUUCUCUUCUGCUCUCCACACUUCUCAUUCCCAUCUCCAAUAAUAUCAAAAACAAUAGAAGGACUUUUGACGAUGUCGCGGAAAAAGGAAACGGAACGUCUUCAGCAACUGCUUCAGAAGAUUCUAGACGAUCGGAAAGCCAGCCAAUCGAUGUAUGAUAAUAUGGAAGAGUUGGAGAGGAGAGAAUCGUUGAAAGGAGCCAAAAACAGGGAGAAGGAGAUAAUCUUUGCCAACCAUUCCCAUGUUCAGGUCCUCCACACCGUCCAAUGCAGUGGCUACGACGACGACUUCUCAUUUUCCACACCCCAAGCCCUUCGAGAAAGAUCCAGAAGCUCACCGUGCACUCCAGAAUCCCCCAUCCCAACCGCCCAACCGUUUGAAAAACGAGCAUCCGAACCAUCUAGCCUAGAGCUUCGUCAAGAAUUCUGGAGAAAAAAUGGGACGCCAGACGUCGUGGAGGAAGACAUCCUUCAUAGAGCACGGCAGAUUCUAGAAGAGAAUUCUGAAAAACUAGUGGAAAAAGAAUCGCUUCGAACACUGCUCCAACUAGAAGGUGUCAAGAGAGACGAGAUUCGAUUCACGCCUACAGUAACCAUCGGAAAUGCGGCGAAGGCGUUGGCAGAGCUAGCGUUAGCAGUUCCCGUUGAUUUAUCGACGAUUUGGAAUAAUAAGAAAGCACUAGCAAUGACGUCAUCUGAAAAGUCUUCCGAAAAAUCUGAGAAAUCUGAAAAAUCCACGUCUACUAGCACCAAAAAACCGACAAUCGUCAAAGUGGUUCGCCCGGGAAUCCGUCCAGCGGUGAAAAAAGAGAAACCGGUGGCUACAGUAUCCCCGAGAUCACCAAAUGAUGACGUCAUCGAGGAGCCCGCAGAUGACGUGGCAUCGAAUAAUGUGACACCGAUUUCAGAGGAAAUGAGGAGGAAACAAGAUGAGAUGUGGUUGGAUCUAAGACUGUCGCAUAUCAAAAAACAAUCCACUGCCACGCCCACAGAUUCCAACGUCCCGAAGUCUGACACAGACUACACGAUAACUACAGAAGGCACGACGACGCCAACAACAACGCCUUCAGGAAUCUGGACGAAUCCGUUAGAUGAAGAAGAAGAUGACGUUAAAACACCAACGACGUCUUCUGGAACAAUAACAACCACGUCAUCAGAAUUCAAUUGCACAACAUGUGGGAUGCAUCGAUCGUGGGCAGCUGCAUCACUUCUGAUGGCAGUGUCUUCAGGAGCAGAAGUCAUAAAAGACGACUUCAGAAGACAUGGAUCCAUCCCACAGACUUCUGGAGACUGGGAACGUCUUCUACGCCACGUGGCAUUGUCUGAAGAACCCGAAGAUUUGAAUUCGAUUUGUCCGCGAUGCGAAAUGUCGUUGAGUACGGUAGAGCGAGUUUGCAUAGAAGGAUGGAGGGGUGGAAUGGUGGUUGAGGAAGGAAUUCGACCGAAUUUCGAGAGGAUUUUUGAGCGAUGUAUGAAUUCGUCGAAAGAGAAGCUGGAGACGAUUGUAGCGAGAAGGGAGGAGCAGGAGCAGACCUCGACUCAAAAUUUACAGGAGAAGCUCCAAAAUCUAAUCAUCAAAUCUAAGGAAAAUAUCCAAAAUCAUAUAAAAAUUGACGACUUCUCAAGCCCCGCCUACUUGCGCUGGCUCCAAGCUGUUCCCCUGAAAACUCUACUAGCUUUGGCAGUUUUCACUCUCGGGAAAAAGGCGGUAAUUCAAAUAAUUUCGUCGGAUGAGCAAUGGAUAGCCAAGAGGAUGAAGCCAGCAGAUUGGUGUUCGAUUGUGGUGAUAGGGACGAGAGAGACGGUUUUUAAGGACUUGCUGGGGGUUAAGACCAUCACCUCCGUUCUGGACUCUGUCGGCGCUUCCGGAUGGGUGAUGCCUCGAAAAAAGAAGCAGCCAACGACUCCGGCUCGGAAAAUGUCUCCAAUCUCUUCUUCGAAUUCUUCAUCACAAAUUUCACAAAAUCCAGGACAGAUUUCCAGUUGGAUAGUGGACACAAAUGGAAAAUGCCCGAUGUGUACUCUCCCCAUCAAAAUGAUCGUCGGAGGCGCCGAUCGAGGCGUCGUUUCGUACUACUGUGGUCAUGUGUUCCAUAAAAUGUGUCUGGCUGGAAGAUUCACCACUGGAUGCAUCGCUUGUCGUGUGAAAGCUCGCCGAGCAGCUGCCGCCGCUCGCUCUUCAACGACUUCAUCGCCGGCGGCGUCGCCAGUGAUGUCUCCACGUCAUCAGAGGCUG
Messenger RNA from Caenorhabditis briggsae, 3372 nucleotides. Gene Ontology annotation, cellular component: cytoplasm. The annotation marks the transcript as partial. Gene Ontology annotation, molecular function: protein binding. The record is from RefSeq and is a predicted model, not a curated record. NCBI's taxonomy places the organism in Eukaryota, Metazoa, Nematoda, Chromadorea, Rhabditida, Rhabditidae. Gene Ontology annotation, biological process: developmental pigmentation. The transcript is spliced from 11 exons.